Molecule: messenger RNA, 504 nt
Organism: Eremothecium cymbalariae DBVPG#7215
Lineage: Eukaryota; Fungi; Ascomycota; Saccharomycetes; Saccharomycetales; Saccharomycetaceae
Exons: 1
Coding region: 1-504 (167 amino acids)
Source: RefSeq, a predicted model, not a curated record
AUGGGAAGUAAUAUUGUAACUCUCAGGCAGUUUGUAACGCAAUACCGAGUGCCGCAGGACGUACAGGAGCUAUUUCAAAUGAACAACAACGGUGUCAAACGUAUUGAUGAAGGCACAUUUGAGAGGAUCAAACGGUCAGCAGUUGAAAAGAGGCGAAUUGAGGAUGAACUAACGGUAAUCCAACCUCAGAUGAAGCGGGCGAGGUUGGAGUAUGACUGGUCUUUGGGAAGCCAAGGUACGACAAUAUCGUCUUUCCGGUACAAUGGGUUAAGGUCAGCUGGAUCAGCUGGACUGCAAACUUCAGCUGGAAGCAUUCUUAACAGCGAGUCAGUGUCUCUGUCUAAAGGUGGAUCGCAUGGAUCUAUUCUUCAAAGCGAGUUAUUUAUUGGGCAGGAUUCGUUGGUUCUUGAGAGUUCUUCUUCAGGUGAGAUUAUUAAUUCAGAUUUAGCGGAAGCGGCGGCUCACAGCAGUCCGUUACCUGAGAUGUUAUAUUCUAGUGGCUAA